AUGGGAGUCCAAGUAUCAAAGAUUAUGGGAAAAAUAUUCGGAACGAAGGAGAUGAGGUUACUGAUGUUGGGAUUGGACGCGGCUGGCAAAACGAGUAAGCCCUCAAAUCACGUGCAAAAGGAGGAGGAGGACCCCACGCUGACAUUGUUACUAGCAAUACUCUACAAGCUCAAGCUUGAUCAAGAUGUUACAACGAUUCCGACAGUCGGUUUUAAUGUGGAAACGGUAACAUACAAGAACGUCAAGUUCAACGUUUGGGAUGUUGGUGGUCAGGACAAGAUUAGGCCUCUCUGGCGUCACUAUUUCUCCGGAACCCAAGGAUUGAUCUUCGUUAUCGACAGCCACGACCGUGAUCGGAUCGACGAGGCUCGACAGGAACUCCACAGGAUCAUCUCUGAUCGUGAAAUGAAGGAGUCCUUACUAUUGGUCUUCGCCAAUAAGCAAGACAUUCCUGGAUGCAUGCCCCCGUCGGAGGUUACUGAGAAGCUCCAGUUACACAAACUCAAAGAUAGAGUUUGGGUUGGCUAUCCAACAAUGUCAAAACACAAGCUCCCGCUCGCAAAUAAUCGGUAUCAACUUCCUCUUGUUCGUGAUCGGCAGAAAUCAACGGCAGCAAAAAGUUACCGAAAAGGCGCCGCAGAGGCAAAACCAGCAGACCUUUCUUUUAAAAGGUUGGUAUAUCUGCAUCAGCAAGGGGAAUGGUGUGCAUAA
Morchella sextelata is the source of this 711-nucleotide messenger RNA. RefSeq lists its product as uncharacterized. Bases 1 to 711 code for a protein of 236 amino acids. The record is from RefSeq and is a predicted model, not a curated record. Gene Ontology annotation, cellular component: cytoplasm. Gene Ontology annotation, biological process: vesicle-mediated transport; intracellular protein transport. The transcript has 6 exons. Lineage: Eukaryota; Fungi; Ascomycota; Pezizomycetes; Pezizales; Morchellaceae. Gene Ontology annotation, molecular function: GTP binding; GTPase activity.